Capronia epimyces CBS 606.96 is the source of this 1902-nucleotide messenger RNA. RefSeq lists its product as uncharacterized. The transcript has 2 exons. The record is from RefSeq and is a predicted model, not a curated record. Lineage: Eukaryota; Fungi; Ascomycota; Eurotiomycetes; Chaetothyriales; Herpotrichiellaceae. Gene Ontology annotation, molecular function: oxidoreductase activity; copper ion binding. Bases 1 to 1902 code for a protein of 633 amino acids.
AUGGCUUUUUCACGGCUCAUUGCCGUUCUUUCCUUCCUGUCGCUCGCUUUAUUCUCGUCGGCCGCCCUUCCAUCCUCAACAACAUCACUUAAUGCACGCGCCGCCGAUCCAGUCAAGUUCGAGGUGACCUUGACAUGGGAAGACCACUCACCAAAUGGAGGAACUCCGCGCAAGAUGAUUCUGACAAACGGCACAUUCCCUGGUCCGCCAUUGAAGUUGACGGUCGGCGAGUCGGUAGAGUUCCUCGUCCACAAUGAACUUCCCGACCCGACCACCGUCCAUUUCCACGGUAUUGUGCAACAAGGUACACCAUGGUCCGAUGGUGUCCCAGGUCUGACGCAAAAGGCUAUCGCGCCUGGCAAGUCAUAUCUCUACAAAUGGACGGCAGACGCUGCUGGCGUUUACUUCUACCACUCCCAUUACCGCUCCCAGAUAAUGGACGGCUUGUACGGCGCCAUCAUCAUCUCCCCCAAGUCCGACUCCGACAAACCCUUCUCACUGAUCAGCAACGACACUGCGGCAAUCAAGGCCAUGUCGGAAGCAGACGACAAUCUGCAGACAGUCUUCAUAUCCGACUACAACAAAUACACCUCCAAGGAGUUGCACGACCAGGAACGCUCUGCAAACAUCGACUUUGCCUGCGCCGACUCCAUCCUGCUGAACGGGGUGGGUUCGCAGUACUGCUUGUCUCGCGAUGAAUUGACUGCCUAUACCAAUCCCAAAGUCGCCCCCCUACUUGCUGCCGUCAAUCCAUCUCAAAUUACCGACAAGGGGUGCCUUCCUCCUAAUUUACCGGCGACCCAAGGGAACUUCACUUUCAACAUUGACUCGCUCCCAUCUGACUCGUACUUCGACUGCACUCCUUCCAACGGUCCGAUGGCCACCUUCGACGUGGAUCCAGCUAAGGGCUGGGCAGCCUUGACUUUCAUCAAUCCGGGUGGUCUUGAACUCCUCAAGUUCACCAUCGACGGGCACAAGAUGUGGGUGUAUGCCGUCGACGGUGGAUACGUGGUACCUCAACUCGUGGACCAGGUUAGCGUCAAUAACGGCGACCGCUACUCGGUUCUCAUCGAGCUUAACCAGACCCCAGCUCAGUAUUCGAUCCGCGUUGCCAACAACGGUCUGAACCAGGUCAUCAGCGGCUUUGGCAUCCUCAACUAUAAGGGCUCAUAUGGCCCUGCCAGCGAAGACCCUAACGCUUUAUCCGGCAUGAACUUUGCAGGUGCCAACUUGACCACGCUGGUGCCCUUCAACGAUAACAAGGCCGCCCCUUACCCACCAUCUCCUCCUGCGGCCACACCCGACGUGACCUACAAGUUCAACAUCAAGAAGCUCGGCCAGCCUUACGGGGCGUAUGACUGGACUCUCAGCGGGAUUGACGCCUUCAACGCCACGCUAGAAGACGUCGACCCUCUCCUAUAUCAGGACCCGGCCACUAUCGAAUCGACGGAUCUCGCACUUAAGACCAAGUUGGGCCAGUGGGUGGACCUGAUCGUGCAGACCGAAGGACCUCUCGCCCAGCCUCACCCUAUGCACAAGCACUCCAACAAGGCCUACGUGUUGGGCAAGGGCACAGGCACCUUCAACUGGAGCAGUGUUGCGGAAGCGGCAGCCGUUCUUCCACCCGAAACCUUCAACUUUGCCAACCCUCCUCUACGCGAUGGGUACACCACAACGCCUGCCGAACAGAAUAGCACGUGGAUGGCUCUGCGUUACGAGGUUGUCAACCCAGGCGCGUUCCUAUUCCACUGCCACGUCCAGACUCACGCGGCCGGCGGCAUGGCUGUCGCACUGCUCGACGGCGUUGACAAGUGGCCCAAGAUUCCGUCCGAGUACGCCGACGGCAACGGCAUCAAAUACUCCAAGUUGAAGAAGAAGGGCAAGCUGCACCCCAAGGAUUAA